AUGAAGAACAGCACCGUGGACGGCUUGCUUCCUAUGAAGUUUCCGGCCACGUUGGCGGCCGAAGAGGUGGCGGAAGGAGCAUCCGAGCUCAAACUGCGGCUGGCGGAGAUGCUGAACAGCGCGGGCGGGCUGCUGCUGCACAGCGAGCCCGUCGAGCUGUCGCAGACGGAUGCAGACGUGCCGGUGCCAUCGUUCGAGGAGGCCGAGGAGACGGCCGAGAGCGGCGAGGCCGAAGCGGGCAGAGAGAAAGUCACCGCUGAGGGGUUGCGGAUUGCGUUGCUGGACGACCUGACGCGGGAGGUGGACGAGCUGGAGCUGCAGGACGGGCUCGCGGUGGCGUUUGCGUGGGGGCACGAGCAGUUCAGCGUGGCACAACCGCAGGAAUAA
Ogataea angusta is the source of this 387-nucleotide messenger RNA. RefSeq lists its product as uncharacterized. The transcript has 2 exons. NCBI's taxonomy places the organism in Eukaryota, Fungi, Ascomycota, Pichiomycetes, Pichiales, Pichiaceae. Bases 1 to 387 code for a protein of 128 amino acids. The record is from RefSeq and is a predicted model, not a curated record.